UCCUCCUCCUCCUCCCUCUCCUCCUCCUCCUCCUCCCCGGCUAUCUUUGUCUGGCUCACAGCACCCCACUCCAGCCCCGCGCCCGUGCCCCGCCGCCGCCGGGACGCGCAGCCGCUGCCCUUCGGUGCCCGGCGCCGUUUCAUGCGAGGGCAGCGCCGCGGGAAGGGCUCGGAGGCGGCGGGGGCUCCGCCGCGGCGCUGGGCGUGAGCUCUCCCCAAUCGCCCCAUGCAAGAGCGGGGCCGCGGCUGCCGCUGCCGGCUCCCGGCGUGAGCGCCGCCGCCCCGGCCGGGCCGAGCCGAGCCGUGCCAUGCCCGGGCGAGGGGUGCACCGUGAAGCUGCCAGAGGCUGCCGGCCCCGGCGCCGCUCCUGCCGCCGCCGCCGCGACAUGGUGUGAGCCCGCUGCCGCCCGGCACCCACCGACCGACACAUCGAGCAACCGAGCGACCGACCGGCCCGGUGCACCGCCGCCCGCCUCGGAGGGACCCAGCCCCGCAGUGCACCGCGGGGAGACAGACGGAGCGCAGCACCCCCUCUCCUUCCUUCCUUCCUUCCUUCCUUCCUUCCUUCCUUCCUUCCUUCCUUCCUUCCUUCCUUCCUUCCUUCCUCCCUCCUUCCCUUCCUUCACCUCCCUCUCCCCCCUCCUCCUCCCACCAACCAUCUAUCUAUCCAUCAUCCCCCCCGCCAACCCCUCCCAAUGCUGAAGAGUUUCAACCCGGCGGGGCUGGAGUGAAGAAGGGAAGGGCGGAAGGGAGGAGAGGAGCUCCGCGCAAUUCACAGCUGCUCCGGGGAGGGGGGAGCGGCGGCCUCGCUAUUAUUUAACAGAGAAGAAAAAAAUCAGAAGGAAAAAAAAUAGAUAUAAAGGAAGAGACGGGAAAAUGGCGAACGAUUCUCCUGCAAAAAGUCUGGUGGAUAUCGACCUUUCCUCCCUGCGGGACCCCGCUGGGAUUUUUGAGCUGGUGGAAGUGGUUGGCAAUGGCACGUACGGGCAAGUCUACAAGGGUCGGCAUGUCAAGACAGGUCAGCUGGCAGCCAUCAAAGUCAUGGACGUUACUGAGGACGAAGAAGAAGAAAUCAAACUGGAGAUUAAUAUGCUAAAGAAAUAUUCUCAUCAUCGAAAUAUUGCAACUUAUUAUGGUGCUUUCAUUAAGAAAAGUCCUCCAGGACAUGAUGACCAACUGUGGCUUGUUAUGGAGUUUUGUGGAGCUGGCUCUAUCACAGACCUUGUGAAGAACACGAAAGGGAAUACUCUGAAAGAAGACUGGAUAGCAUAUAUCUCCAGAGAGAUUCUCCGGGGGUUGGCACAUCUUCAUGCCCAUCAUGUGAUUCACAGGGAUAUCAAAGGGCAAAAUGUGUUGUUAACAGAGAAUGCAGAAGUGAAACUUGUGGAUUUCGGUGUGAGCGCUCAGCUGGACAGAACAGUUGGCAGGAGAAACACUUUUAUUGGAACUCCGUACUGGAUGGCUCCAGAAGUUAUUGCCUGUGAUGAAAAUCCAGAUGCUACGUAUGAUUACAGAAGUGACCUUUGGUCAUGCGGCAUUACAGCCAUAGAGAUGGCAGAAGGAGCUCCCCCUCUUUGUGAUAUGCAUCCCAUGAGGGCACUCUUUCUGAUACCCAGGAACCCUCCGCCGCGGUUAAAAUCCAAGAAAUGGUCAAAAAAGUUUUUCAGCUUUAUAGAAGGUUGUCUAGUGAAGAAUUACAUGCAGCGACCUUCUACAGAACAACUCUUGAAGCAUCCCUUUAUACGUGACCAACCAAAUGAAAGGCAAGUCCGAAUCCAGCUAAAGGACCAUAUAGACAGAACCAGGAAGAAGAGAGGAGAGAAAGAUGAGACAGAGUAUGAAUAUAGUGGAAGUGAGGAAGAAGAGGAGGAAGUGCCUGAACAAGAAGGAGAGCCAAGUUCCAUUGUCAAUGUGCCUGGAGAAUCAACCCUCCGACGUGAUUUCCUGAGACUGCAGCAGGAAAACAAGGAACGGUCCGAGGCCCUUCGGAGACAGCAGCUGCUGCAGGAGCAGCAGCUCCGCGAGCAGGAGGAGUACAAGAGGCAGCUGUUGGCAGAGAGGCAGAAGCGCAUUGAGCAGCAGAAGGAGCAGAGGAGACGGCUAGAAGAGCAACAAAGGAGAGAACGGGAAGCUCGAAGGCAACAAGAGCGUGAGCAAAGGCGGAGAGAACAGGAGGAAAAAAGACGUCUGGAAGAAAUGGAGAGGAGGCGUAAGGAAGAGGAAGAGAGAAGAAGAGCAGAGGAGGAAAAAAGGAGAGUAGAAAGGGAGCAGGAGUAUAUCAGGCGACAGCUAGAAGAGGAGCAGCGGCACUUGGAAAUUCUACAGCAGCAGCUGCUCCAGGAGCAGGCCAUGUUACUGGAAUACAGAUGGCGAGAGAUGGAGGAACACCGACAGGCGGAGCGACUCCAGCGCCAGUUGCAGCAGGAGCAAGCCUACCUCCUGUCGCUGCAGCAUGAUCACAGGCGACAGCAGCAGCAGCAGCAACAACAGCAGCAGCAACAGCAGCAGCAGCAGCAAGAAAGAAAUAAGCAAAGCUAUCAUACUCCUGAGCCAAAAUCCCACUAUGAGCCUGCUGAAAGAGCGCGUGAGGUGGAGGAGAGAUUUAGAAAAACUAAUCAGGGCUCCCCUGAAGCACAGUCUAAACAGAUGGGCAAAGUGUUGGAGCCACCAGUGCCUUCAAGAUCAGAGUCCUUUUCUAAUGGAAACUCAGAACCUGCUCAGCCUGCCCUGCAGAGGCCAAUGGAGCCUCAGGUACAGUGGUCCCAUCUGGCAUCUCUCAAGAACAAUGUUUCCCCUGUCUCGCGAUCCCAUUCCUUCAGUGACCCUUCUCCCAAAUUUGCUCAUCACCAUCUUCGUUCCCAGGACCCAUAUCCACCUUCACGCAGUGAAGUGCUAAAUCAGAGUUCUGACUCUAAGUCGGAGGUACCCGACCCCACCCAAAAGGCUUGGGCUAGAUCAGACAGUGACGAGGUGCCUCCAAGGGUCCCUGUGAGAACAACGUCCCGAUCACCAGUCCUGUCCCGCCGCGAUUCUCCGCUGCAGGGUAGCGGGCAGCAAAAUAACCAAGCAGGUCAAAGAAACUCCACGAGCAAUAUAGAGCCUCGUCUGCUGUGGGAAAGGGUGGAGAAGCUCGUACCAAGGCCAGGCAGUGGCAGUUCUUCAGGUUCAAGCAACUCCGGCUCACAGCCUGGCUCCCACCCCGGCUCUCAGAGUGGGUCUGGAGAGCGGUUCCGGAUGAGAUCAUCAUCCAAAUCAGAGGGUUCUCCAUCACAGCGUCAUGAAAGUGCACCUAAAAAGCCUGAAGAGAAAAAGGAAGUCUUCAGACCUGUCAAGCCUGCUGGAGAAGUGGAUUUAACUGCAUUGGCAAAGGAAUUGCGAGCAGUAGAGGAUGUGCGACCUCCACAUAAAGUAACGGAUUAUUCAUCCUCAAGUGAGGAGUCAGGGACAACAGAUGAGGAAGAUGAUGAUAUGGAACAAGAAGGAGCAGAUGAAUCUACUUCUGGACCAGAUGAUGUCCGAGCAGUGUCAACGUUGAAUCUGAGCAAUGGUGAAACAGAGUCAGUGAAAACCAUGAUUGUCCAUGACGAUGUGGAGAGUGAACCUGCCUUGACUCCUUCUAAGGAGGGCACCUUAAUUGUCCGACAGAGUACAGUUGACAAAAAGCGUGCCAGCCAUCAUGAGAGCAAUGGCUUUGCCGGUCGCAUUCACCUCUUGCCAGAUCUCUUACAGCAAAGCCAUUCCUCCUCCACUUCCUCCACCUCCUCCUCCCCAUCCUCCAGCCAGCCGACACCCACCAUGUCCCCACAGACACCCCAGGACAAGCUAACUACUAAUGAGACUCAGUCCGCUAGUAACACACUCCAGAAACACAAAUCUUCCUCCUCCUUUACACCUUUUAUAGACCCCAGAUUACUACAGAUUUCUCCAUCUAGUGGGACAACCGUGACUUCUGUGGUAGGAUUUUCUAGUGAAGCAAUGAGAUCAGAGGCAAUAAGGCAAGACCCUACGCGGAAAGGAUCAGUUGUCAAUGUGAAUCCCACGAAUACACGGCCACAGAGUGAUACCCCAGAGAUUCGCAAAUACAAGAAGAGAUUCAAUUCUGAGAUACUGUGUGCUGCCUUAUGGGGAGUGAACUUGUUAGUGGGCACUGAAAGUGGUCUGAUGCUGCUAGACAGAAGUGGUCAGGGGAAGGUUUAUCCGCUCAUCAAUCGAAGAAGAUUCCAGCAAAUGGAUGUACUUGAAGGGCUGAAUGUCUUGGUGACAAUUUCUGGUAAGAAGAACAAGUUGCGAGUUUACUAUUUGUCCUGGUUAAGAAAUAAAAUCCUUCACAACGACCCUGAAGUAGAAAAGAAACAGGGCUGGACAACGGUGGGCGACUUGGAAGGCUGUGUGCACUAUAAAGUUGUAAAAUAUGAAAGAAUCAAGUUCUUGGUAAUUGCAUUGAAGAGUUCUGUGGAAGUCUAUGCAUGGGCACCAAAGCCAUACCAUAAAUUUAUGGCCUUUAAGUCAUUUGGAGAAUUGGUACAUAAGCCAUUGCUGGUGGAUCUCACCGUAGAAGAGGGUCAGAGACUAAAAGUGAUCUAUGGCUCCUGCGCUGGCUUCCAUGCUGUUGAUGUCGAUUCAGGAUCGGUCUAUGAUAUUUAUCUACCAACCCAUAUCCAGAGCAGUAUCCAACCUCACGCAAUCAUCAUUCUCCCAAACACGGAUGGGAUGGAGCUGUUGGUCUGCUACGAGGAUGAAGGAGUUUACGUCAACACGUACGGAAGGAUAACCAAGGAUGUAGUUCUGCAGUGGGGAGAAAUGCCAACUUCAGUUGCGUACAUCCGAUCCAACCAGAUUAUGGGCUGGGGAGAAAAAGCUAUCGAAAUACGAUCAGUGGAAACUGGACACUUGGAUGGUGUGUUCAUGCACAAAAGGGCACAAAGACUCAAGUUCUUGUGUGAACGCAAUGACAAGGUUUUCUUUGCCUCCGUACGGUCUGGUGGAAGCAGUCAAGUGUAUUUCAUGACCCUUGGCAGGACUUCUCUUCUGAGCUGGUAGAAGCAGUGGGAUUUGGCGAGGAAUUGCUGACAUCCAGAGUCUGAGAUCUUCAUAACUCGGAAUUACUUUCAACUGGAGUACAGACCUGCACGAAUGCAGCACUCUGUGUAAAUGUGUGUGCAGGCAUCACUGGUGUUAGGUUUCUUUUUGUUUUUCAACUGAGGCUGCGACGCAGCUGGUGCUGUAAAGAUAUUGCCAUCAGGUGCUACAAUGUCUUUGAGAUUUGGGAUCAUGCUAGAAAGCUACAGGUCUUCUUUUCCCUUCAGCUCCAGGAUUCCUAGGCUUUGAAGGACUCUGUCUGUUAGUGUUGAAACAGAGAGGGGGGGAAAUAAAAGGAAAAUAAAACAGACUACCAUGAACAUGCUGUUGAGUGGGCAGGAGGUAGGCAAGAGAAGGUGAGAAGUGGUGUAGAGAGUCAGACUGGCUGAAACAGAGGGCAGAUCUAGUCUAGUAAUGUUAACAGUGUAUUUAAUUGACAUUUCUUUUUUGUAAUGUGACAAUAUGUGGUCAAAGAGGAAGGUGCAGGUUUUAAGAAGUUAAUAUUUAUAAAAUGUGAAAGACAGUGACUAGGAUAACUUCUUCUUGGGACAGGGAGGGUGGGAAGGGGCUCGGGGUGGAAUUCUUGGGUUUUUUUGUUUCUGCAGUUUUAUUUUGGCCUGGCCAAUAACUUUAGUCAUUUUCUGUGUACCAGGUAUUGCCUGAAACAUGUGCAGAUGAUAAAAAAAAAAGAAAAAGGGGGGGAGGGGGGGAGAAAAAAGAAAAAAAAAAAGGAAAAAAAAAUUUCAUUUUCUAUAAUGAUUCUGUGUUAGGCCAGAACUUGGUUAUGUCACAGUAUUAGCACUGCCUCAGUUAAAGGUUUAAUUUUUGUUUAAACCUAGAAGUGCAACAACAGUUUUACCACAGUCUGCACUCGCAGAACUAAAAAAAAAAAAAAAGGAAAAAAAAAAUAGAAAUAAAAUCCAAACUACAUAUGUUUAUUUUUUGUGCCUACCUCAUUGUUUUUAAUGCAUAAAAUAAAAGAGGUGGUUUAGUUUAUACGUUUUUAGAUGAAAACCAUUAAUGUCUAAUUUAAUCUUAAUACCAAAACUACCAGAUUGAAAGGUUUCCGACUGUUAUUGCAUAGCAAGUUUCAGCAGGAGGAGAGAGUGGUCCGUCGGGGCAAUAGUGGUAGCGGUAUGGCAGUGAGACACUGAUUAAUGUAAUUUGCUUACAAAAUUUGGUGAAGCAAGCAUUUUUUUAAACCAGUUUCAUCCUUAAUAGAAGUCUGAAUUUAGCCUAAAACCGGAGGCUUCACUCUGCUAACACGUUGGGCUUAGUAACAGGCAGGUAAAAAUAACUAGGCUAGUUCUAUAAACUGUUAAAUGUUGUAGGAAACAUUUUGGGGCGGUGAUGUUUUUCUUUUUUAAGAAUGCAAUGCACUAAAACUCUUUUAAGAAUGUAGUUAAUACUGCUUAUUCAUAAAGACAGCGUAUACCUGUGUUUAGAUGUAAGAUCCCAGCUCUGGCUUUUUUUUUUUCUUUCUUCUUUUUUUUUUUUAAGUCAGUUUUAUUUUAUGAAUAAGUUUCUGACAUUUGUAAUAAAUGUCUUGAGAGUAAUAAUUUGUUUAAUGGCUACAUGUUCAUUACUUGAGAAACCUUGAGUGUAUAAUAAUCUGUUGGUGUUGUAAUAAUGCACAGUGUCACGAUUCAGCCACUUUCCUUUUUGUUUUCACUUUUUUUUUUUAAUUCCUUUAAUUCACAAUUCAGCCACUUUCCUUUUUGUUCUCACUUCUUUUUUGGUUUUUUUUAAUUCCUUUGGUGGGGUACUUUGUUGACAGCUGCCUUAAGCUGUUCAUUCAGUGAACAGGCUCUCAGUGUUUCAUGGGCUUUGUCUUCUGCUGCGGUUAACUUUCCUUCACGGCAUGACAGGUAGGGCUUUUUAAACACGUAUUCUUCAAUUCAGUCAAGCCGAUGGCUCGAGCGACUGGUCACACAAUCAAUUUAAGAGCCACAAGCACCAAGUGUGCAAAGCUCAGACUCGACAGACCCUUCUUUUGGUGUCAAAUCUGACUGCUGUAAAUCCUUCAACCCCAAUCAGCAUUGCUGCUGAAGACUCUCCUUCGAACAUCGUAGACGGUUGAAAAGCGAGCGGUAAAUGCGCACCGCCAGCGUGUGUGUGUUUGCACACAACACCCUAUCCCACCCCCCAAAAAAAGAAUCACAACUCAAGGAAGCCUUACAUUUGCUGGCGGAGGAAUACCUAGAACUAUUUUUUUUUUAAUUGUAUGACUUUUGGAUAGCGUUGAAGGUGAAGGAUGUGUUCUUUUCGGGCCCGGUGCGGUCAACCAGAAGAACGAUCAACCUUUUGUACUAUAAUGAACUAAAGGGGACUCAGAAACGCAAUGUGAUGGUAGACAUGGGUGUAAUCACACAGCUGCCCUAUAGUGUAGUUUGCCAAAGCUGAUUCGAUCGAAUGUCAGUCUGCGUGAUUUAAAUCUUCCAGCGGUCAAAAUUUAAUCUAGUCCUUGAAAGCUGAUGCUAUUCACCUAGAAGAUGCUCCUAGCUGAUGCUAUUCACCUAGAAGAUGCUCCAGUACUGUAGGGAUGCCCAAGUCAUGGAUAUGUGAUGUUGAAGUUUGGAGGCUCUGGGGAGGCGGGGGGGAAUCUCCUUCCUGUGGUGGGCUGCCUGCCUGGCAGCUUCUGCCUCCCCGGAAGUGCCAACAUGGCAAGGUAAAAACAGUAUUACAAAACCACUACGUAUACCGACACCGAACACUUCAAACAGUGCUUUUGUAAGCAAAGAAGAAAAGAAAAGCUCCUAGGUUUAGUUUUAAGCUUUAAUAAGUAAUAAUUUUCUGUAUCUUUAAGUCAAAGUAACCCUAACUUGUAUGACUGCAGUGUUUUUAUUUUUUAUCUUAUGCACAUGUUAUGUUGGAGAAAAUGUUUACAAAAAUGGUUUUGUUACACUAAUGUGCAUCACAUAUUUAUGGUUUAUUUGAAAGUGAUUUUUGUGGGUUUUUUAGUUUUUCAUAGUAGUAGUAGUACACUUUUUGUGAUUUAUAACCCCAAACUCUGCUGAUUAUAAAGAUGCUAAACAAUAAUACAAAAUGACAAACUGCAUUAAAAUUACUAAUCGUAGAGCUGCAAAGCAGACUGGUGACAAGUAAAACACUCAGCCUUUUUUUUGCAGUGCUAUCUAACUUGUCUUCUGUGUAUUAUGGAAAUUACUGUUUUUUCCCCGUUUUUCCUUAAAUAAAGUCAAAUUGACACCUA
Messenger RNA from Strigops habroptila (Kakapo), 8289 nucleotides. RefSeq names its product mitogen-activated protein kinase kinase kinase kinase 4 (gene MAP4K4). The record is from RefSeq and is a predicted model, not a curated record. NCBI's taxonomy places the organism in Eukaryota, Metazoa, Chordata, Aves, Psittaciformes, Psittacidae. The transcript has 33 exons. Gene Ontology annotation, biological process: protein phosphorylation. Gene Ontology annotation, molecular function: ATP binding; protein kinase activity. Bases 876 to 5039 code for a protein of 1387 amino acids.